Molecule: messenger RNA, 2407 nt
Organism: Trichoderma harzianum CBS 226.95
Lineage: Eukaryota; Fungi; Ascomycota; Sordariomycetes; Hypocreales; Hypocreaceae
Product: glycoside hydrolase family 89 protein
Exons: 4
Coding region: 137-2407 (756 amino acids)
Source: RefSeq, a predicted model, not a curated record
GAAGCUAGGAGCACGAAAAAUUACAGCUAUUUCACCCAGCACGGGUCCCUAUGCAAGAUCCAUUGAUCGGCUAACUCAAGUCUGUUGAGUUGAUUGGGCGUGGCAUGAACUGGUAGAUCAAAGCUUGAAUAGAGUCAUGCAUUUAUUCAACGUCAUUACGGCCGUAGGUCUACUGUCCCCAUUGGUAGGAGCAAUCAAUGCUUCAAAGCCCACUGCCUCAACUACAGGCCAAACUGCUGGUAUACAAGCCCUUGUGAAGCGACGAAUACCGCAACAUGAAAAUUCUUUCAUCUUUUCUUUGACCAACGACACCGCGUCGGCAGUAGAUAACUACACUGUUGUGAGCACCGUCGAUGGUAAGAUCCAUGUGCAGGGAACAUCGCUCAGUUCUAUUGUAUACGGCCUUAAUUCUUACCUCUCAGACGUUGUUCACGUCGAUAUCUGGUGGCAUGCCGGUAGCCAACUCCAAGAUGCACCCGCGAGUCUGCCGAAAUUGUCAUCACCAUUGAAUGGACAAAGUAUUGUUCCUUAUCGCUAUGAGCUGAACACAGGUGCGUAUGAGAAUGGAAACAGACUUCAAUCUUCCAAAUUUCAGCAGAAAAAGGAAUUGCAAUUGGACUGGAUGGCUCUUCGUGGCAUCAACAUAGCUCCAGCAUGGAUUGGAAUUGAGAAAUUCUUCAUUGAAGUCUUCCGAGAAGUCGGCUUCACGGAUGAUGAUAUUUUAGAUUUCUUCACCGGUCCUGCAUUUCUCGCCUGGAACCACUUUGGCAACUUACAAGGAUCGUGGUCUUCCAAUCUACCCUUUGAAUGGGUCGACAACCAGUUUGCUCUUCAGAAAAAGAUAGUAAAACGCAUGGUAGAGCUGGCAAUAACGCCCAUUUUGCCUGCAUUUCCCGGCUUCGUCCCUCGGGCGGUGUCUAGUGUACUACCUGAUGCUCAGGUCCUCCAUAGCAUCCAGUGGGUGAACUUUCCUGAGGAGUACACUGAAGACAUACUACUUGAUCCCGUUGAUCCUCUAUUUGCGCAAAUGCAACUGAGCUUCAUCACGAAGCAGCAGCAGGCAUACGGAAACAUCACGAACUUUUAUACUCUUGACCAGUUCAACGAAAUGACACCUCCUUCGGAAGACCUAGAUUACCUGAGAAAUGCGAGUUCAAACACUUGGAAGGCACUCAAAGCGGCGGACCCCAACGCCAUCUGGGUGUUUCAGGCGUGGCUAUUCGCGCAAAACACCACUUUCUGGACGAACGACCGCAUUGAAGGAUACCUUGGCGGCGUCACUACCGACAGCGACAUGCUGAUUUUGGACAUUUGGUCAGAAUCGAUACCCCAAUGGCAGCGUGCUCAAUCGUACUACGGCAAGCCUUGGAUCUGGUGCGAACUGCAAAUUUACGGUGCCACCAUAAAUAUGUAUGGCCAGAUUCAGAAUGUCACCAAAAGCCCUAUCCUGGCACUACAAGAGUCGAAAUCGCUCGUUGGGUUUGGCCUGUCGAUGGAGGGCCAGCAGGGUAAUGAAAUCGUCUAUGACCUUCUGCUUUCCCAAGCCUGGAGUAGCGAUUCUAUUGACACGAAGGCCUAUUUCAAGAGCUGGGCUGCUGCACGAUAUUCGAGCAGCAAACGACCUGCAAGUAUUUACGCUGCAUGGGAGACGGUCCGCACUACUGUUUAUGAUAACACCAAUCUCACUUUGAUGCCAUCUGUACCGAAGUCAAUCAUUGAGCUCAUUCCCAGGACGACUGACAUGGCUAAUAUUAUCGGAAUCCUGGGUACCAAACUGACAUAUGAACCGGCUACUAUGGCUGGCUUACAGGAUACAUCACUCUUCAACAAUUCGGCAUACCAAUACGACAUUGUCGAUUGGACACGUCAGGUUUUGGCCAACGCAUUCAUACCCAUAUAUGAGAAGAUUCUGCAGAUCUAUAACAUGCCUAAUCAGACUGCUGAAAGCCGAGCCACACAAUUAAGGACACAGGGAGAGCAGCUUACCCGUCUACUCCUUUCCCUCGAUCUUGUUCUCUCGUCGAAUAAAAAUUUCCGUCUUUCGACUUGGCUCUCAGAAGCUCGUGCAUCCGCCCCAAGUCCAGCAUAUGCUGACUUUUUCGAGUAUAAAGCUCGCAAUCAAAUCACUGUCUGGGGCCCUUCAGGUCAACUCAUCGAUUAUGCGUCGAAGGGAUGGUCUGGGCUUAUGAAGACAUAUCACUUAAAGAGGUGGCAAAUGUUCAUCGAUUAUUUAGUUGCCACAGAACCAGCGAAUUACAACCAGACUGAAUUCCAGGACGUCUUAUUACCUUGGGAGCUAUCAUGGGCUAACAGCACCGGAAGCCAACCGGACGCGUCAGACGAAGACCUGGAUGUAGAGGACAUUAUCCGGAAAAUGGCAAAACAGUGGAGCGAGAUAUUUGCGUAA